Bufo bufo (common toad) is the source of this 1123-nucleotide messenger RNA. Its product is annotated as mitochondrial tRNA methylthiotransferase CDK5RAP1-like. Lineage: Eukaryota; Metazoa; Chordata; Amphibia; Anura; Bufonidae. Gene Ontology annotation, molecular function: 4 iron, 4 sulfur cluster binding; tRNA-2-methylthio-N(6)-dimethylallyladenosine(37) synthase activity. Bases 77 to 1123 code for a protein of 348 amino acids. The transcript is spliced from 8 exons. Gene Ontology annotation, biological process: negative regulation of cyclin-dependent protein serine/threonine kinase activity. The record is from RefSeq and is a predicted model, not a curated record. Gene Ontology annotation, cellular component: mitochondrion; cytosol.
CAAUGUUAUAGCAGCGGCGGCAGCGUGUCCUCUGUCACUCCGGGACUUGCGCUUGUCCAUAAGGUCUUCACUUCUCAUGGAGCCCCUGAAGUUAUCACGCCUUCUCUAUCGGGCCAAAGUGUGGUUUUCUCAUCACAGUUUAAGUUCCAGCAUCUCACACGCUCAGAGGGCCAACGCCAGGAAAGAAGAGUUCAGAUCCAGAGUGGCUGCGGGGCCACACCUUAAAGACUUUGUCAGCCCCGUCCCAGCCAGUGCUGCUCCUUCAUCUAUGGAAGAGGAUGAUGAUGAUGAUGAUCCUCAUUAUAUCACAGAGAGUCCCUCAACGAUAUACAACAAAGUUUACUUUGAGACCUAUGGAUGUCAGAUGAAUGUGAAUGAUACAGAAAUUGCCUGGUCUAUAUUACAGAAGAGUGGAUAUGUCAGAGUUAAUUCCGCUACAGAGGCAGAUGUCAUACUUUUGGUGACUUGUUCUAUCAGAGAGAAGGCAGAACAGACUAUUUGGAACCGUCUAAAACAACUUGGUUUCAUGAAAAGGAAGCGGUGCAAUUCCCAAGGUCCCAUGAGGAUUGGUAUAUUGGGUUGUAUGGCCGAGAGGUUGAAAGAGGAGAUCCUACAGAGGGAGAAGCUGGUGGAUAUAUUGGCUGGGCCGGAUGCAUAUCGGGAUUUACCAAGACUCCUGUCUGUAGCAGAGACUGGUCAGCAAGCAGCUAACGUGCUUCUGUCUCUAGAUGAGACCUAUGCUGAUGUCAUGCCAGUUCAGACCUCUUCCAACAGCGUUUCGUCCUUUGUAUCCAUCAUGCGUGGUUGUAAUAACAUGUGCACAUACUGCAUUGUACCGUUCACACGUGGGAGAGAGAGGAGUCGUCCCGUCCACUCCAUUUUAGAGGAAGUCCGAAUGCUCUCCAGCCAGAGAACGAGCACAUUUCUAUUUCGUGACCGCAGAGUUAAUCCAGCGUGGAAGCAGGCAAACAUAGGCUUGGAGGACAUCGGCUCUUCAAUUGUACGGAGCGGUGCCCAGAGCCAUAUAGACCGGUGGCGGAGGCAACCUGAGAACGAGCAUUUGGUGACACAGAGAACUGGAAUCACAGCAGUGAAAUCUACAUCAGCAAUCACCGAACAGUGA